AUCUUCCAAGCAGUCGAAGGCGAUAGUGUUAUUUUUAACGAGCAUGAAGGACGCUAACCAUUCAUUACGAGCAGGUCAUGGAAAGAGAGCUCUAGACGGUAUUGGCGGAGUGAUAAAACGAACUGCUGAUCGAUUAGUGGCUUUAGGAGAAGAUAUUCCUGAUCCUAAAUGUCUAGUUGAGCAAGUAUCAAAUCGUUGCUCUGGAAUUCAGUUACAAGUUGUCACUGAAGACUCUUUUCAAAAAAUUGAUAGCGAAUGCUCAGUUUCAAAUGAUCUCAAAGCUUUCAAAAUAAUUAUGGCCAUUUAUCAAAUAACUUGGAAUGCAAAUAAAUCUAAUACCGUAUUAUUCAGAAGACUGUUUGCAUUCUACAAGAUCACUACCACUUAG
Molecule: messenger RNA, 388 nt
Organism: Psylliodes chrysocephalus
Lineage: Eukaryota; Metazoa; Arthropoda; Insecta; Coleoptera; Chrysomelidae
Source: the annotation of a GenBank genome assembly